UGAAGGAUGGCCUAGAUGGACACCAUCCGGCACCUCUCGCUCUCUCGAUCCACUCGCCUUAUGGAAGCGCUCGUCGCGCGCUCCUCCGUGCUCUCGCCGGCGGCGGUCGCCGGAGACGCGUCUCCCUCCCCAUCGCGUAUCCGGGUGUCCGUCGCACUUCCCAGGUCCCGCAGGAGCCCUUCCACCCUCGCCAUCUCCACGCGCUGGCCGCGUGCUUCUCCCCGCCGUGGCGGCGCCCGCCUGCUCGCUGGGUCAGGGGAAGGCGGGUCCCUGGACCCCGCCGGUGAUGCGGGUGGCCAUGCGGAAGAAUCUCCCUUACUCGAGAAUAAUGUAACUCUACAUGAAAGCCAUCAUAUGGAUACCACUAAACAAGAUGAGAUUGGCAUUUGUGGAAAUGGUGGGAGUAACAUUGGUGGCUCAAGGACUGGACUAUUCAGAACACCUAUUUCAGGCGGUGUGCACAGUGCAACUGCUGUUCAUGAUUUACCACCGCCAGCUUUGGCAGUUCGCAAUCUCAUGGAACAGGCAAGGUUUGCUCAGCUGUGCACUGUCAUGUCUCGGAUGCAUCAUCGUCGUGCAGGAUACCCAUUUGGUUCUCUAGUAGAUUUUGCACCUGACCCAUUGGGCCACCCAAUCUUGUCGUUAUCCCCACUAGCCAUCCACACAAGAAAUUUGUUGGCAGACCCAAGAUGCAGCCUUGUUGUACAGAUAACUGGAUCGAGUGGAUUAUCAAAUACACGAGUAACUAUCUUUGGUGAUGUCAUUCCGUUGCCUGCUGAACAACAGGAAUGGGCUCAUCAGCAGUAUGUUUCAAAGCACCAGCAGUGGGCAUCUCAACAGUGGGGUAACUUUUACUACUACAGAAUGGAGACGAUAAGCGACAUAUAUUUCAUUGGAGGUUUUGGUACUGUAGCUUGGAUAGAUGUGAAGGAAUACGAGUCCCUGCAACCUGAUAAGAUUUCAAUGGAUGGAGGGGAGCAAUAUUUGAAGGAAAUCAACUCAAUGUUCUCAAAGCCUCUGAAAGAACUCUUAUCAACUGAAGGAGAGGUAGAUGAUGUAGCUGUUAUAUCAAUGGAUAGCAAAGGUAUCGAUAUCCGCGUUCGACAAGGUGCACAGUUCAACAUUCAGAGGAUAGCAUUUGAGGUGGAUCGCAGCGUAGAAACUCUGGACGAAGCCAAGGAAGCGCUUAGGAGGAUAAUCAGCAAGUCUCGGUGGCACACAAAGAGCUCCAUCUUGAGACGCCCUUGAAGCUGAAGCAGGAAAUUUUUGUACAGUGCGGUUGUUCUAGUAGCCUUUGUAUGCCAGAGUUGUAAUAAAGGAACUUCGUUUCAGUGAUCUGUUAGGGCCAAGACUCGAUUGCCUUGAGGUGCGUGUUGAAUAAACGUGAAAUUGGAAGUAUUUUUUGACAGUAAUAUUCGAAAAAUGUUACUGCGAGUGCUGUGUUGAGGUCACUCUUACAGGAUGUUCACCAGUUGAACUUCGCGGUAA
Messenger RNA from Setaria italica (foxtail millet), 1488 nucleotides. RefSeq lists its product as uncharacterized. The transcript is spliced from 9 exons. The record is from RefSeq and is a predicted model, not a curated record. NCBI's taxonomy places the organism in Eukaryota, Viridiplantae, Streptophyta, Magnoliopsida, Poales, Poaceae. The coding region runs from base 16 to 1248 and encodes 410 amino acids.